AUGGUGGUUCCAUGGAGCGACUAUGUGGAGGUGCAUGGAGUCUUAGGUGAGAUGUUGAGAAUGGUGGCUCCAUGGAGCGAUUAUGAGGAGGUGCGUGGGUUCUUGGGCGAGAUGCGGGUAAUGGUGGCUCCAUGGGGCGAUUAUGAGGUUCAUGGAGUCUUGGGUGAGAGACCGCAGCCCUCGCAUGGUGGCCGCCGCCUCGUGCGGAUGGCCGAGAUCCCCACGAUGGACAGCGUCAGCUCGGGGGAUCCUCUAGGCGCGACAAAUGUGGGUCACAACUACCCACAUGGUGUCGCCGUGACCACCUUCACCCCCGCCAUCCCCACCAUCAGCAUCACCCCGCACUCCCCCGUGGUUAACAAGCCCUUCGCCGUACUGGAGGAAAACAUCCGCCAGCUGCAGACGCUGCAGGACAACAUACAGCGCAUGCGCGAUGCCGGACUCACGGUCAAGAACGGCCGGUCCUUGUGUCGCUUGAGCUCGUCCUGUCCUUCCCUCAACGUGGAGGGGGAAGAAGAGUCCAC
Messenger RNA from Hyalella azteca, 524 nucleotides. RefSeq lists its product as uncharacterized. The record is from RefSeq and is a predicted model, not a curated record. Lineage: Eukaryota; Metazoa; Arthropoda; Malacostraca; Amphipoda; Hyalellidae.